Messenger RNA from Acanthochromis polyacanthus (spiny chromis), 1778 nucleotides. It is a transcript of the gene ccdc170, whose product is annotated as coiled-coil domain containing 170. Lineage: Eukaryota; Metazoa; Chordata; Actinopteri; Pomacentridae. The record is from RefSeq and is a predicted model, not a curated record. The coding region runs from base 85 to 1641 and encodes 518 amino acids. The transcript is spliced from 8 exons.
AGAUCUUUUGUUUGGUGUUGCCAGGAAACUUCUUAAAACAGAACCAUCUCCUGUGUGUUCACUUCUCCUGCAGCACUUCUAAUUAUGGAAAACUCCGACGAGCCUAAUGAGAAGGAGCGGCUGAAGAUGAGGAUCGCUGUUCUGGAGGAAAGUGUGAAGUCCUGUGAGGUGGAGUGUAAAGCCAGCAGAGAGACGGUGCUGAGGCUGGUGGCUGAACUCGACCAGGAGAGGAGGAGGACGGCUAGUAGUGCAGCUGCUCUGGAUUCACUCAAAGUGGAGCUGGAUGGCCUCUCAGUGGGACGGAGGAGUGUUGAGAUGGAGAAGCAGAGUCUGACUGAGAGGCUUGAAGCCAGCAGGAGAGUGAUUGAGGCGGCCAGGAGAGAGUCACAGUGCUUGGAGAAACAGGUGGAGGAGCUAGAAAGAAAGAUUCAGGCAGCUGAAGGGAAAGCGCAGACGUUUCUGGAGAAGGUGGCCGAGCUCCUGCAGGGGAAGUGUGAGGACGUCAUCCUACCCACAGAGAGAGAGAUUCUGCAAAACCUGGACAAGCUCUGCAAUAAGACAGUUUCAGAUAUGGAGGCGAGGCUGAGUCGUUUCUAUGAGCAGCUGAGUGAGCAGACGGAGCUCCAGCAAAGCACACAACAGAGAUCUCAACUCGCAGAGCAGCAAGUCCAGGACCUGAGGGAGAGACUGCAGAGUCUGGAGGCUGAACUAAUGACAGCCGACAUGCACCGAGACGGACUGAGACGCAGCAAACAGCAGUACGAGGAGUUUCUGGAGGAGCUGUCAGAAAUGAUGAAGGUUGACAGUAUUGCAGUGGAUCUCGGCUUCGACAUGAGGCUGAAGCUCAUCCUGUCACGUGCAGAACAACUUGUCAAACAUGAGGGAAAGGCUUUGGUGGAGACUAAAAGUCUGACCUACAGCUUGCAACGAAAGCUGAAGUCACAGAAGGACCAGCUAGAGAGCAAAGGACUCCACAUCCAGCUCCUGAGGAAGAAGCUUUCAGAGCUAGAGGAAGAGAAGAGGAGUCGAUCGGCGUUGGGUGUAGAACGAGACGAUGCACAUCUGGAGGUCAGGAGGCUGCAGAAGAAAGUGGAGCGUCUGCAAGGAGAACUGAAGGCCACCAAGCUGUCCAACACUGAGCUCAAGGCCCAGUUGUCCCACACCAAUGAGCUGAAGUUGAAAGUUGUGGAACAGAGUCAGGCCAUGCAGGAGCAGAAAAAGAAGCUGGAUCAGCUGGUGGAUGUGAAGACGAAGGUGGAGAAGACGCUGAGCACAGUGAGUUCAGACCUGCAGAGCCAAGAGAAGAAGACCAAAGAGGACCAGCAGCACCUCAGCAGCCUCAGACAGAGUUUGGCUCAGCUGUCCGACAGCCAGAGGGAGUUGACGGAUUUCCGGAUGGUGGUUUCCCAGAUGCUAGGCGUGGACGCUACAUCUUCAGCUCGUUCAAAUUAUGAAAUCAUCAAACUGCUGGAGAACCUUCUUCACGGUCAUCAUCACCUUCAUCAUCACGUUAACCCACCCUGCCUCUGUUCUACUCACCAGUGGCCUCAUCUGCUGCAAAUCCUUCCCGACUCCUCCACUGUGGAUGUUUCUACCUGCAGGUCUUCCUCAGGAGAUGCAGUUCGCCUUCAUGAAACCUAAAUGUUUCCAUCAUAUUCAAGCCAAAUGUCACUUGAAAUAUCGAGAAACGUUGGGGUAUUAUCUAAAAAGCAUGUUACAAUACACAUUCAGAGAGCAGAUAGUACAAAAAUCUAAUAAAAAGACAAAUUUCAGAAUGA